GUAUGCUAGUUAAACUUAUGUAGGCUUAGUUUAAAUCUUUGUUUGUAUUCCGAAAGUGAUGUUAGAACUAGAAGCCAUACUGAAAUGAAUUGUAGGGGUUGUUUAGUACAUGCUUUAUGUUUUAUACUUCAAGUAUUUUAUUUUGACAAUGUUAAUUCACAAAGUACUCAAAACGAGUCUCAAACUUUGGCUGUUGUGGAACCAACUCUACUUGUUUCUACUCUGGAUGGCUCAUUAUAUGCUGUUAGUCAGUACACUGGGCUGGUUCAUUGGUCCUUCAAAGAAGAACCCGUUUUGAAAAUGUCAUUAGAUGUAACCAAAAGACCAACCUUCCUUCCAAACCCUCAAGAUGGAAGUCUUUAUGUCUAUGGUGUUGUUGAUGGAAGACAAUCGCUCAAGAAGCUCCCAUUCACUAUUCCAGAGUUAGUAGCUGCCUCUCCAUGCCGUAGCACUGAUGGGAUACUGUAUACAGGUAAAAAAGUUGACACUUGGUAUGCUAUAGACCCUCAUACAGGGACCAAGUUUGAAACACUUUCUCAGGAAGAUGCUGACAAUCUUUGCCCUGCUGCUAGUGACAACACAGUUUUCAUUGGUCGAACAGAAUUUCAAAUAACCAUGUAUGAUAGCAAAACAAGGGAGAAGAGAUGGAAUGUAACUUACUAUGAUUAUUCUGCACAUGCCUCAUUGGAAAUGGGAGGUGACUAUGAAUUGUCACAUUUUUCCUCCAGUUCCACUGGGAGAAUCCUAACUUUAGAGAGGGAGAGUGGAAACAUUUUAUGGGACCGGGAUUACGGAACUCCUAUAGUGGCCAUGUUUCUUCUCGAACAAGAAGGACUUAGGCGUCUUCCAUUUCAGGCAGUUUCCGUAGAAACUUUGGAGCACAUGAAUCAGUGGAUUAUGGACUGGAAACUUGACCACCAACAACGAAAAGGACUCAUUCCAACAUUGUACAUUGGUCAACACAAGCAUGGUCUGUAUGCUCUGAAGUCACUAGUAGAUGAGUUAACAGGUGUCAUAACUCUUAGAAAGCUUCAGCCACUACUGUUAGAAGGUCCAGAAACUGAAAACCAGCCUGUUAUUCCUGCAGUCAAACAUAAUACAGAAUAUGUUAAUCGUUUUGAGACACCCGUGUUUGGAAAUUACAUUCCUCUGAAAAUGGAUCCCUCACAGUUUACAGAUGUCUUAAUUUUUGGCCACUAUGAGGUGCCUGAGUAUUCCUUGGCUACUAUUACCCCUCGAUUAAUGAUUGAUGGAAAAACUGAAGGUGACACCAGUUCAAAUCUUAGAAUCCCUCCCAGGAUACCUCACCAGGAAAAAGACCCUGACAUAGGUCCUUACAGUAAGAACAAAGGUGCUGGUAAGACUAAAUCUGACAAAUAUAUUCCACCUCCUUUUGAUAUUAAACACAAAAAAACAAAACACCACCAUGACGGAACAACUUCAGCCUCGACAAUAUCAACAACCCUGUCAAAGGUCAGCAAAAUUUGGAAAGAAGCUUCAGUAGAGAACUUGUCUAAUUUCUGGAUGUUGGUGAUCAUUCUUUUAGUGGUUUUUGUUGCCUAUCUGUAUCCACAGGCAAAAGAAUAUCAAAGGUCAUCCAGUAAUGGUUUGCAGCUGCGACCAAUAUACUCACACCAGUUGCAAGAAAAUGAGGAUGGUAUGGUGCAAGUUGGAAAGAUAAAUUUUUCUCCACUUCAAGUUCUUGGUCACGGAUGUGAGGGGACAUUUGUUUACAGAGGAAAUUUUGAUGGUAGACAAGUGGCCGUGAAACGAAUCUUACCCGAAUGCUUCAAUUUUGCUGAUAGAGAAGUGAACUUGCUAAGAGAAUCUGAUGAGCACCCUAAUGUUAUUCGUUAUUUCUGCAUGGAAGAAGACAAGCAGUUUCGUUACAUUGCUUUGGAGUUAUGUUCUGCAACACUCUCUGAGUAUGUAGAAAAAUCAGGAUUUGAUAGGAGAAACCUUAUGCCUACAAUGCUUCUUUACCAAGCUUCAUCUGGUCUAGCACACCUUCAUUCACUAGAUAUUGUUCAUCGUGAUGUUAAACCUCAUAAUGUGUUGAUAUCUAUGCCCAAUUCAAAAGGAGAAAUCAAAGCUAUGAUUUCAGAUUUUGGGUUAUGUAAAAAGCUAGCACAGGGACGUAUGUCUUUCUCCAGGAGAUCUGGAGCAACUGGAACAGAAGGUUGGAUUGCUCCAGAAAUUUUAACCGGAGAGAAACGCACUACUUGUGCAGUGGAUAUCUUCUCUCUCGGAUGUGUCUUCUACUAUGUGUUAUCCUCUGGAAAACACCCAUUUGGUGAUUCUCUCAGAAGACAGGCUAAUAUACUUAGUGGAGAAUAUAACUUGAGUGAGAUUAGCAGAGAUGAACACGUUGUACCUCGCACUCUUGUAGAACAGAUGCUAAAAAGUGAUCCAAAUGAAAGACCAUCCAUCCAGGCAGUCAUUAAACAUCCAAUAUUUUGGUGCAAAACAAAGCAACUUGCAUUCUUUCAGGAUGUCAGUGACCGUAUAGAGAAAGAACCCACUGACAGCCCUGUUGUCAUGUGUUUAGAACGUGGAGGAUUGGAAGUGGUGAAAGGAGACUGGAGAGAACACAUAACUUCAGAACUACAAGCUGAUUUGAUGCGUUUUCGUACUUACAAAGGUCACUCGGUGAGAGACUUAAUGAGGGCAAUGAGAAAUAAGAAACACCAUUAUCGAGAACUUUCAAAAGAGCUGCAGACAUCUUUGGGGUCUAUUCCAGAGCAUUUUGUGGAUUAUUUCACAUCUCGUUUCCCUCGACUCCUUAUUCAUUCCUACUUAUCUCUACAGUGUUGUAAAGACGAAGCAGUAUUCUCUAAUUACUAUGAUAAAGACAGUUUUUUCCCAUUUUUGGUGGACAAGAACAGCCAAUCUUUCACUCCCGGCUCACCAUGGAAGUGGCGACGAACGUUGAUUAAAAAAUAUGGUGGUAUUGUAGCAGCAGUUGCAGCUGAAAAAACUAUUCGCAACAUUUCUUUGAAUACUGCAAAGAUUGAUGGAGAAGUUCAGUGCAUUAAAGAAUCCAUCCCUAGAACAGACGAAGAACAAAAUAUUGUAGUAAAUCAGUUUGAGGAAAGUGUUGAGUCUGAUGUGGAUUUAAUGACAUGUCCAUCAGAACAGACUGCUCAAAAUGUUGACAGCGAAGCACUGAAUAACCACCUUUUUAGUUCAGAUACCAAAAUCAUUGAUAAUGUGACAACAGGCUUAACUGAGGACUUCAAUAAGGAGUCUGUGAAGAUUAGUAGACCAGAAUUUUACCCUGUUUUCUCCACUCAAGUACAUGUACAGUUUUCACCAGCAGAAAUUAGCUCACUUGCUUCAGAGACAAGAAAUAUUCCAGAAUAUUCUCCCGAGCAGCACGAGAACCUCAGUAAUGGAGUUUCAUCCCAAAAGGUACAAAAGAAGUCCUCCAGGAAAAAAUUAAGGUUGAGGCACAAGUCUUUAAAGAAUGAACAGGUUAAGUCUUAAUUAUUAGGUACUCGUUUGAUAAAACUCCUCUUUCUUAUACUCCAAGCCAAGUUUUUUACAUAUUAACAAAAUGAUAUAAUACAUAAAAUGUUGGACAUUGAUUAUGAAAGAGUAGCAUUUAUUGAUCAUUCACUGUGACAUGGGUAUUGUAUGAUAUACCUAUUCUCAAAAAUCAAAAGUUGAUGACUGACAUUUUUCAUGCCAUGUAUAUUUGUCUUUAUUCACUAAUGUCUCACGUAUAGUAUUAUAAUUAUGAUGGAAAUCUAUUUUUAUAUCUUUACAACUAUUUAGAAUGGUUAUUUAUAGAAGAGCAAUUGUUGUAUGAUAAAUUAUGAAAGUUUUCAGAAGUUAAUGUGAAUAUAAAUCUGUGUGCUGAACUUUUAAGAUAAAUCUGGUAAAAACCUUGAUACCAGAUGUUUAUUCAAUGAUGGUGGGCCUGAGAGAAUGAAAAAGACAUUCACUUUAUGAAAAAAAGUCAGUAUGAUAAUUUAAAUCAUUUAAUUGUCAUUUCUGUAGCUUUAUAUGAAAUAAUACAAAUGAAAAUACAUAAGUAUUUUUGGCAAAAAACAAAUACCAGAUGUUAAAGAUUGAUAACCUUUAUCAUGAUGAGGACUUUUCGUAUACUGCCAAUCUUCUUUUUCUAGUGUGCCUAAUGUAUAUUUUCAGAGAUGAGUAUUAAAACCAUUCUUUAACAAGCCAAAAUUACAAGUGAAAAAAAAAUAUUACAUGCUUUUAAUUGUUUAUUUUCUCUUUAAAGUUAGUUAAAAAACUGUAACAAUUAAUUGAUUAUAUUUAACGAGUCCGUUUUUCAUACUGAAUGUACUUUUUGCAUGCUGGGCCAACACAUUCAAUGAUGAACCAGGUUAAUAACACACGUUGAGCUUGUUGUAACAGAACUUUAAAUGUAGAGAAGAUAGUUGGUGCAUAUCUUGAUGUAUAGAUGCAUCAAAAAAAUAAAAAUGUCUCUCUUCUGAA
Molecule: messenger RNA, 4461 nt
Organism: Limulus polyphemus (Atlantic horseshoe crab)
Lineage: Eukaryota; Metazoa; Arthropoda; Merostomata; Xiphosura; Limulidae
Gene: Ire1
Product: serine/threonine-protein kinase/endoribonuclease IRE1-like
Exons: 22
Coding region: 85-3486 (1133 amino acids)
Biological process (GO): intrinsic apoptotic signaling pathway in response to endoplasmic reticulum stress; mRNA processing; IRE1-mediated unfolded protein response
Cellular component (GO): IRE1-TRAF2-ASK1 complex
Molecular function (GO): protein serine/threonine kinase activity; ATP binding; RNA endonuclease activity
Source: RefSeq, a predicted model, not a curated record